CUCAAGCUUCCAUAUCAGCUCCACGUCAGCUUGUGCCCGUCUCUCGAUCUAUACCGUUUCUUCGCACAGUACAAAUCCGCCGCCAUGCCUCAAGCACAGCCCGAGCUGAAGAAGUACCUGGAGAAGCGCGUCCUCGUCCAGCUCAACGGUAGUCGCAAGGUCAUGGGCAUUCUGCGCGGUUACGAUGUCUACCUGAACAUUGUACUCGACGACGCAUUGGAAGAGAAGGCUGGCGGAGAGAAGGUGCGCAUUGGCAUGGUUGUCAUCCGCGGAAACGCCGUUGUCAUGCUCGAAGCUCUCGACCGCAUCAAUGUGGACAUGCCUAAGAUCGGACGGUAAAUGGCGACACCACAAGAGGAUACACUUCGCGCGGCAAUCGAGACACGACCGAUGCGAAAGCAGCAACACCUGAAAUGAAGAUGAAAGAUUGGGGUGUUGGAUUUCUGGUGGUAGACGGCAUGCACGGCGUUCAGGCGAAAUACUUUACGGGUAUGCCUCCCAGAUUGAGCCUGGAGGAGGUCAAAACACGUCGAACCUGCGUUGACAUAUAUCCCAUCUCAGGGCGGCACAAUGAUACCAUAGCAUGCGAUCCUAUUCAAUUGGCGGGACUGGGUGCCAAAAGCUCGUGUGGACAAAAGUGAGGGUAGCAGCAAGCUACUGAAAUACAACAUUGAC
This is a messenger RNA of Didymella exigua CBS 183.55, 675 nucleotides long. Its product is annotated as LSM-domain-containing protein. Gene Ontology annotation, biological process: spliceosomal snRNP assembly; mRNA splicing, via spliceosome. The transcript has 3 exons. Gene Ontology annotation, cellular component: catalytic step 2 spliceosome; precatalytic spliceosome; U12-type spliceosomal complex. The record is from RefSeq and is a predicted model, not a curated record. The coding region runs from base 85 to 339 and encodes 84 amino acids. Gene Ontology annotation, molecular function: RNA binding. Lineage: Eukaryota; Fungi; Ascomycota; Dothideomycetes; Pleosporales; Didymellaceae.